UCGUUUUUUUCGCCACCUGUAAGCAAGCGUCUCCUUUUACGCCGCUUUAAACAAACCACGGUGUAAAGAAAAGACGUCCUAGUACGCUGGGGGGUUUUUUGUCUUUGAGAAGGGACCUUUUCGGCUGUCGGUACCGGCCGGUCCAUGCGCCUUCACCCCGGUGUCAGCCUGCAGAGCAUGAGAGCGCUAACGUUUGGGCUAACCCUGGUCCGACAUGGGGAAACACCGUACAACAAAGAAGGACUGCUUCAAGGCCAGGCUAUAGAUUCACCUUUAUCCGAGGUCGGGCUGCAGCAGGCCGAAGCUGCAGGACGAUACCUGAAGGAUGUCAAGUUCAGCAACGUGUUCGUCAGUGACAUGCUGCGAGCCGUGCAGACUGCAGAAACGAUAUCGAAACACAACAGCAGCUGUUUGGGUCUUCCGAUGGUGCGCGAUCCUUUACUCAAAGAGAAAAGCUUCGGGAUAGCUGAAGGGAAGAAAGUGCAGGACUUGAGAGAGAUGGCCAAGGCAGCCGGUCAGACGUUUCCAGGCUUCACGCCUCCAAACGGGGAAACUCAGGAGCAGGUGAAGCAGCGGUUCAAAGAGUUUUUGGAGAAAAUGCUGCAACAGAUCGGUGCUGAACACUGGCACCACAGAGGCCAGGAUGAAACCUCCUGUUCUGCGCCGCCGGAGACGUCUCCUGUCGAGGGGACGGCGGACGACGGGCUCAGGGGCGUCCCGGUCCACGCCUUGGUCGUCACCCACGGGGCUUACAUGUGCGUGGCGGUGCGCUACUUUGUGGAGGAGCUGCACUGCUGCUUGCCUCAGGGUUGCGACAAAGCGCACAUGUUCUCCUUGAGUCCUAACACAGGCCUGUGUCGUUUCAUACUGACCGUAGGAGAAGAGCAGAGUAGGUUUGUUUUAUCUGGGAUCCGCUGCGUGUUCGUCCACAGGGCGGAUCAUGUUAAGCAGUAGGAGAGGACAGAGAUCUGAAGGACUGUGCAGGAUUCAACGGGACAGAACAACAACCUGCUACUGAACACUUACAAUUUAGAUGAUAAAUAUAAAGUGUGGAUCUCACAGUGAUUAAACUUCUCAAAUAUCAGAUUCAAGUAAAGAGAUGAAGCACUAGUUAAUAAAUUGGAGAUCGAUAAGUUAAGGACUAAAAGCACCUUUAAUAUUUGAUGCAGCUGCAGAUCAUAAACCACGUUUCAUGCGCAGGAUGACAAAGCUGUUUCUGGUGAUGAGCGCCUUCGUUUCACCUCAGGCGGAUAGUUUGUGUUGCAGGGAAGUGUCAUCAUCACACCGUUACCGCCUGGCUGUUCAUUACUGUAAACGUGGGCAGCUUUGGGCUCUAAUGAGUCCGUGUUUCUAUUUUUAUCCUCCGGUAGUUCACAGAUUCUACGCAGGCAGUCGGAGCGCCGCUGCCUCGGUGUUUACUUUUUGGAAAUCAGUGACUUUUUCAUUGUUGUGAAUUAACACUUGAGUCAACAAGGACAAAACGAAUGCCGCAACCUUGUGUGUUGUGCUGCAGAGUGUGUUCUGCUCUGCACUCCGUCCUCCGUGGAAACACUUUUAUUUAUAGUAGAUGAGCGCUUUUACCUCAAUGCCAUAGAAUGUACAGUGAGCAACUGCUGAGCUGUACACAGGAAAAACAAUUAUAGAUUCAGGAUGACAACAGGUAUUAAUGACUUUGUAAAUGCCUGCUUUUAGACAUAAGAGGUUCGGUCUAUAAAAUGCUUCUGCAUCACAGUGAUACCUGACAGACUUUGUCUUCUUCUGAUAAAACUCCCUUAAAAACACA
This is a messenger RNA of Stegastes partitus (bicolor damselfish), 1783 nucleotides long. RefSeq names its product probable fructose-2,6-bisphosphatase TIGAR A. The transcript is spliced from 6 exons. Gene Ontology annotation, biological process: regulation of pentose-phosphate shunt; negative regulation of glycolytic process. Gene Ontology annotation, cellular component: cytosol. The coding region runs from base 145 to 954 and encodes 269 amino acids. Gene Ontology annotation, molecular function: fructose-2,6-bisphosphate 2-phosphatase activity. The record is from RefSeq and is a predicted model, not a curated record. NCBI's taxonomy places the organism in Eukaryota, Metazoa, Chordata, Actinopteri, Pomacentridae.